Molecule: messenger RNA, 2715 nt
Organism: Triticum aestivum (bread wheat)
Lineage: Eukaryota; Viridiplantae; Streptophyta; Magnoliopsida; Poales; Poaceae
Product: zinc finger MYM-type protein 1-like
Exons: 3
Coding region: 1108-2715 (535 amino acids)
Molecular function (GO): protein dimerization activity
Source: RefSeq, a predicted model, not a curated record
CAGGGCACACAGCUAGCCCAGGAAGGUAGCCAGCCACGCACGGAACGAAAUCGUCCUGAAUCGUCGUUUCCUUUUCUUUCCAGCGAUUCUCGCCCUGAUUCACGCACUGAACCGUCGCCGUCUCGUCCAGUCGUCCUGAUCCAGUCCGGAUUCCCUGACCGGCCGAGGUCUGACUGCAUCACUGAAAUCCAUAGUUCCCUGAUCACGUUGUGUACAUCUCGGCAAGAAAUUGUGGGAAAGAUCAAGAUCAAGAGCUGCAUCCAUUGGUAGUGUAACCAUGUUGCCUAAAAAGCAUCCAUCUGGUCAUCAGAAAAGAACUAACAAGAAACGAGUACAGAAGUUGAUUCGAUCUCAGAGAGGGGCUAUGAAUAAAUUCGUGUUGUGGAAGGAUACUGAUAUGAAUUUUACGCAAUUAUAUAUCACCAAUGGCGAACAACCAGAUCAGACUGAGAAUGCAGUUGGGGGAAAUUGUGCCGAUGUUGAUGCCAAUCAGAACACCCGAAAUUUUAGUGGCCAUGGAAACAUAGAUGAGCAGGCUUCUUCUUUUGAUAUUUAUGAUCCUAGAACUUGGAAUAUUCUUGACAAUAAAUCAAGAGAUAUUCUCAUUGAAAAAGGACCUACAAGGGAGUACAAUCCUGUGUUUCCCGUGGAUAAGAAAGGCAGGCAUUUUUCAUAUGCUUACUACUCAAGACAGCUAAGGAAUGGUGAGGCCAGUGAUCGGAGGUGGUUAGUGUACUCUAAACAUGUGAAUAAAGUUCAUUGUUUUUGCUGCAAAUUGUUCAAAUCUGAAAACAGCAAAAGUUUGCUAGCAUCUGAGGGAUUGAUGGAUUGGAAACAUCUUAGUGAAAAGCUGAAAUUACAUGAGAACGGUGCUGAGCAUAUCACUAACAUGAAUACUUGGAAUGAGGUAAGGUUGAGGCUAAGUAAGAAGGAAACAAUUGAUAGAGAUUUGCAAGAAGAGAUUGCAAGGGAGAAGAAGCGCUGGAGACAAGUUUUAAUUAGAAUUGUUGCUGCUGUGAAAUUUCUUGCUAAACAUAAUUUGGCUUUUCGAGGAGCAAAUGAGAAAUUAUAUCAAGAUACAAUGGGAACUUUUUGGGAGUAAUUGAAAUGAUGGCAGAAUUUGAUCCUGUAAUGCAAGAGCAUCUUCGGCGCAUUCAGAAUAAUGAAAUCCAUCAUCAUUAUCUUGGCCAUAAUAUUCAGAACGAGUUAAUUUCCCGUCUUGCUUGCAGUGUUAAAGAUUCUCUCUUGAAGAUAAUUAAGGAUGCAAGGUAUUUCUCUGUCAUUUUAGACUGUACCCCUGAUGUGAGCCAUCAAGAACAAAUGACUCUAAUUGUGAGAUGUGUAAACAUGUCAAGUGCCAGUACAAAAAUAGAGGAGUUUUUUCUAGAGUUCAUGAAGGUCGACUAUACGUCGGGACUUGGACUUUAUAAUGUGUUAAUUGAUACACUUGAAUAUGUUGGUUUGAAUGUUCAAGAUGUUCGUGGACAAGGGUAUGACAAUGGUUCGAACAUGAAGGGAAAAAACCAAGGGGUACAGAGCAGAUUGCUAGCAACUAAUCCAAGAGCAUUGUACAUGUCGUGUGCUUGUCACAGCCUGAAUCUUACUCUCAGUGAUAUGGAAAAAUCUUGCGAUAAAGCUAUAACUUUCUUUGGUGUUGUGCAAAGAAUUUACAUAUUGUUUUCAAGCUCUACUAAAAGAUGGCAGCUAUUGCUUGAUCAUGUUCCAAAAAUGACAGUUAAGUCUUUGUGUAAGACUCGAUGGGAGAGUCGAAUAAAGAGUGUUCAUGCUACCAGAUAUCAAGCACCUGAGUUAAUAAAAGCUUUAUUGGAAUUGAAGAGAACUUCUACUGAUGACGCCAAGACUAAGAGCGACGCAAAAUCUUUGGCUAAUGCACUUGAGAAAUUUGAAUUUAUACUGGGCAUGGUCAUCUGGCAUGAUGUUUUGUUCACGGUAAACAUGGUGAGUAAGAAAUUGCAGUCUAAAUUCGUGUGUAUUGAUGUUACUCUUAAACAGAUUGAAGGUGCCAUCUCAUAUUUUGAGAAGUACAGAAAUGAAGGCUUUGCUACUAGCUUGGAUAUUGCGAGAUCUAUUGCAAUCGACAUGGGUGUACAACCUUUAUUUCCUGUAAAGCGGCGUAUUACCAGAAAAAGACAAUUUGAUGAAAUUAAUGGCAAUGAAGAAAAUGACCAGAAUCAAGAAGCGCAAGAAAUUGAGGUGGAAUCAUUUAGAGUUAAAUACUUUUUGGUGAUGAUUGAUGUUGCAAUUGCUUCCUUGACUAGUAGAUUUGAGGAACUGAAGUCAUUUGGGAGCAUAUUUGGAUUCUUGUUCAACUCAAAAGAAUUGAAGUUGUUGGGUGAUAAUGAUCUAAGAAAAUGUUGCACUAGUUUUGUCAACACUUUCACUCAUGAUGACAUUGCCAAACACACUCAUGUCAGCGGAUCAGUAUUUGAGUUUGUUAGAGUUGCGGAUUCUUAUCCAAAUGUCUCAAUUGCUUAUCGUAUCCUCUUGACUGUGCCGGUCACUGUUGCAUCAGCUGAAAGGAGUUUCACAAAAUUGAAGUUACUAAAAAAUUAUUUGAGGUCAACAAUGUCCCAAGACAGACUGAAUGGUUUGGCCAUGUGCUGCAUCGAGAAGAAUAUGUUGGACAAUAUUGAUCCUGACAUUGUCAUUGAUGAUUUUGCGUCAAAAAAUGCACGGAAGUCUCGCUUCUCAUGA